AUGACCGACUUCGAUCCUCAAGUCGACGAGGCAAAGACUUUCCUUGCCCAACUCAACAAGAUCGACCUCGACGAUGCUGGCACACACAGAGAUGCAAUUUUUGAGUGCCAGUCUAUCAUCACUGCACUUCAAAAGCCCGGAGACAAUGCCCUGGAGAGCUUCACAACCUUCACCAUCUUUCCCUGUCUUCGAGCCGCAAGCGACCUACAAGUGUUCGAGAAGCUGAGCAAGGAGCCACUGACGCUGCAGCAGUUGGCUGAACAGACAGGGGCCGAACCGACUCUGCUCGCUCGCCUCAUGAGAGUCAUCACCGGAACAGGGAUCAUCCAAGAAUCCAGCCCGGAGACCUACACGGCCACACCCACCUCCAAUAUCCUUGGGAGUUCCGCGUUCGCCGCCGGCUUCCGCAUGUUCGGCAAGAUCGUCCCGAACCUACAGAACUUCCCCGACCACCUCCAAGCAAGUGACUACUGCAACCCCACCGACAGCGACAGCCCCUCAGGGAUUUUUCAAUCCUGCUUUCACACUGACCACACCUUCUUCCAAUGGCUCGCCGCCAACCCGCCGGUCGCCCGCGACUUCAACACCUUCCAAACCACCAAGCGUAACCAACAGCACUGGAGCGACACAUACCCCGUGUGGGACCGCAUAACCGAGGGCGCUGACACCCUCGAUGCCGGCGCGCCCCUUCUGGUUGACGUGGGCGGCGGCAUGGGCCACGAUCUCCGUGCGCUCAAGACCAAGUUCCCAGCGCAACUGCAGAAGGGGCAGAUUGUCCUCCAGGACCAACGCUCCGUGAUCGAAACCAUCCCAGAGAACAUGCGGGACCAGGCCAUCGAAUACAUGGCCCACGAUUUCUUCAUGCCGCAGCCUGUGACCGGGGCACGAGUGUAUCUGCUCAAGCACAUCAUCCAUAACUGGCCCGAUGAGAAGGUUGUCGAGAUCCUGCGGAAUGUGGCUUCCGGGAUGAAAAGAGGGUAUUCGAAGGUUUGGUUGUUUGGCGGGAUUGUGCCGGCGAUGCAGGCGCCGCGGAUCCUGUCCCGGAUGGAUAUCGUGAUGAUGGUGUUUAUGGCGGCGAUGGAGCGGACGGAGAGACAUAUCACGGAGCUGUUGGGGCGGGCUGGCCUGGUGGUCACGGCGGUGGAUAUCGUGACGGAGGGAUAUGGAGUUGUUGAGGCGAUGUUGGAAGGAGCUUAG
Molecule: messenger RNA, 1197 nt
Organism: Aspergillus homomorphus CBS 101889
Lineage: Eukaryota; Fungi; Ascomycota; Eurotiomycetes; Eurotiales; Aspergillaceae
Product: putative O-methyltransferase
Exons: 4
Coding region: 1-1197 (398 amino acids)
Molecular function (GO): O-methyltransferase activity
Source: RefSeq, a predicted model, not a curated record